Plodia interpunctella (Indianmeal moth) is the source of this 2398-nucleotide messenger RNA. RefSeq names its product Sarcoglycan alpha (gene Scgalpha). The transcript is spliced from 10 exons. The record is from RefSeq and is a predicted model, not a curated record. Gene Ontology annotation, cellular component: membrane; sarcoglycan complex. Lineage: Eukaryota; Metazoa; Arthropoda; Insecta; Lepidoptera; Pyralidae. Bases 158 to 1711 code for a protein of 517 amino acids. Gene Ontology annotation, molecular function: calcium ion binding.
GCUUUGGGGCGUUCUUACUGCACAUGUGCGGUAGGUAGGUACGUUUCACUCACUGUGUACCUUUUCUACGGCUAAAAUAGAAAUCGAUCUACGUUUCUAUUCUGAAGAAUUGGGUUAAAUUUUCAGUAAAGCACGUAUUCAUGGUGUUUUCAAGGUAAUGGAGGCAAAGAUAUAUUUGUGUGCGGCAUUGAUCGUAGCGGCUUCGGCUUCCCAGGUCCAUAAUGCGGUGGAAACAGAAAUGUUUGCCAUUCCAAUCAGUCCAAAUUUAUUUAACUGGACGUAUCAAGAAUUCGACCAGCAGUACCGCUUCCACGCGUCGCUGCAGGGUAAGCCUGAACUGCCGUCCUGGCUCCGUUACAUUUACAGCGGGAGACACCAUUCGGGCUUCAUAUUCGGCACCCCGCCUAGAGGCACCAAAGAUGUCGUUACACUAGAAGUGGUAGGUCUCAACCGGCAGGACUACGAAACUCGUCGCGUCCUGCUCACGCUGAAGGUGGAGCCGAAGGAGAAGAUGGCGCGCUACGAGGUCGAGCUCAAGAUAGACAACCUCAACGUAGAAGAUCUUUUGGAUGAGCACAGGAUGUCACGGCUAAAGGAUAUUCUACGGUUGAAGCUAUGGCCGGAGAGCAGUCAGGACCUCUACACCACCUUCCUGGCUUCAGCUAUAGACCUUGGCGCUAGGCUGCCUUUGAAACCUGAGGAUGGCGAGGGUUUGGUAGUCCGCCUGGGCAGUUCUGUGCCGUUCUCGACCGAGAUCAAACGUCUUCGGGAAGAAGUUCGCCCGUUGUCCAAACUGCCCAGCUGCCCCAGGGAGUACAAGCGCACAACUGUCGAGAGGCUCUUCAGGGAUGCUGAGUUGACGCUCGAUUGGUGCCGAUUUGAAUUGUACAACACAAUAUAUAAAGCGCGAACAACCGAACACCUCGAAUACCUAACGGAGAUUCCGAACACAAGCAAAAACUCGAAGUCCUCGUGGGUGCAGGCGCGCGACGUGUGGUCGGCGCCGGCGCGGCGGGCGCUGCCGACGCGGAGCUACACGACACAGCUGACCGCGGCUGUGGCUGUACCGCUGCUGUUAAUGUUGCUGUCGGUUGCUGCUCUCACUGCUGUUUUGUGCUUCCAUUAUGCGGCUAUGCGUGAUCCCGAUUCAGAUUACUUUUUGAGAAAUAUAUUCCACAUCUGUAUUGAGUACCAUCAUCAACGAAAAAGAGGCAACAAGUCCAGCAAAGUUGAAUUAUGUCGCUAUGGUACUGGCAACACCGAUCAAACACAAGUCGCUGACAACACUAGCAACAAGAGUGUCGGCAUAAGCCCUAACAACAGUCUGGUUCGUCCCUACAGCCCUAAGUCCACGACUAACUUAGCUGGAAAUUACAACAGACCCCAACCUCCUCCAUACAUCGGCUCGACCAACAACUCUUUACACCACCGCAAAUCUGGCAACACUGAAACACCAUCAACCAGCGGACAUACCCCGGAACAUCGCGGCCAUCUUGCUUUAGAAGAAUCCCUAAAGCUACUAAACGAGGCCAACAUUAAUUCCGAAUUUGAAAAUAUGAAUCUACUCAAAGAGCCAAUCGUCGAUUUGAACGACGGCACUGAAGAUUACGUCCCAAUAAAACCGGAUAUGACUGGUUAUAUCUCGAUCAAACCAGAUCUGGAUGAUAUUAAUGUCCCAGAUUUGACCAAGUUUGGUAUUGGUCCAAUUUGACAUGAGGUCUCGAAGGACGGCCAGCCGCCUGUCAAAACUUGGUUUUGCUAACUGUUUCAGUAAUUUAAAAAAAUCUAGUCUGUAGUUAUUAAUUUAUUUUAACUAAUGGACUACACUGGUUCUAGUAGAUUGAUAUUAAUGUCCUAGAAGAAAAUGAUUUAGAUAAUAGAAACUGGCGGUAUUCUACUUAUCAAUUCUGUAUAAUAUUAUUAUUUAUACAGACAUCUGUUUCAUCUUACGUAACAUAACGAAAGAGAUGGCAAUAAUAGACUAUGAUACGUGGAAUACCUAGUACCCAAAGACAAAGGCUGUACUUUUGCACUGUAGUAUCAAAUCCAGAAAACGAAUAAAAUAACAUAAACUUAUAUUCAAAUAACUUCCAUAUAUCGAUGACAAUGAUAAUUUCAAUUGUUAGUCUAAUUUAAUACCUAUUUAAUAAAAAUUACAUAACUAUUUUAUGUAAGAAAUAUUGCCAAUUUAUUAAAACUAUCGUUAGUGAUCUCUAAAUAUUAAAACGCUUUUGUAUUUGUAACAUAGGUAAUUCGUAGUUAGUAUUCUUAGUUAACAUUGUUAAGUGUACUAAAACUUAGAAAUGUCAUAGUAGUCAAAUAUACAAAACAUAUUAACUUUACUAGUCAAACUUCUAAUCAAUAAUAAACCUGUUGCAAAAUAAAAAUAUUACGUGAG